GUCAAUGCUCUUCAGAGCGAUGCGAAGCAUGGUUGUGCUCUCCAUCCUCCACGUGUCGCGCGCACUGCUGUUGCCGCAGCGCUCACUCGCGCCACGCGCCAGCAUCCGCCUCGCCCUCGACAGCCUUCUGGCCAACCCUCGUAUCACUGCGAACGACACGUAUGCCGAGGAGUCCAGACAGUACCGCCGCACCGUCUAUAUGCACGACGAGUGGAUUAAGCACCGCUCGAGCGACCGCUUCUUCCGCAACAUGAUGACCAUCGGGCAGAGCGGCGUCACGCAGAACCUGGGCGACGAGCUCGUCGUUUUCACUUCGAUCGCCACGGCCGUCGUGGGCGCGAACAUGCUGCUGCAGUCGUACACUGACCUCGAAGGCGUCAAGCACGCGGGUGCCUUGGCAGGCCUCUGGCAGUGGGGCCCGUGGAGCCUGCCAUCCAUGCCCUUCACCGUGGCGAUGCCCGCGCUGUCGCUGCUCCUCGUCUUCCGCACAAAUACGGGCUACGCGCGAUGGAACGAGGCGCGCACGCUGUGGGGCGGCGUGGUGAACACAUGUCGCAACGUGGUGCGCCAGUCCAACACCUUCUACCCGCGCACGCUGGAGGGCAACAUGCUGCGCGACCGCCAAAAGGCCAACACCGCCGCCUUCUGCAAGGGGCUGCGCAACUUCCUGCGCGGCCCGACGGACGACGCCGUGUACCGGAGCGAGCUGCUGGAAAUGGCCGAGGCGGGCCUCAUUCCGCGACGGCAGGUGGACGCCUGCAUGGCCGCGAAGAAUCGGCCGAUGUUUUGCCUCUCCGCCAUGUCGCACAACAUCCGCCAGGCGGAGCUCGACCCCAUGUCGCGCGCGCGCAUGGACCAGUCGGUGGCUAUGCUGGUCGACCUGACGGGCGCGUGCGAACGCAUCUUCAAGUCGCCCGUGCCGCUGGUGUACACGCGUCACACGGCGCGCUUUCUGACCUCGUUCAUGAUUUGCGUGCCGUUCGGGCUAUGGGAGGCGACAGGCAACUACUGGAACCAUUGGCUGACCAUACCGGCGACGGCCUUCCUCGCCUUCUUCCUCUUCGGCAUCGAGGAGAUCGGCAUCCAGAUCGAGGAGCCCUUCUCCAUCCUGCCGCUAGAGGCGUUGUGCAGCGGCGCCAUCUCCGCCACGAUGGACGAGAUGGUCGAGGCCAACGAGGCCGAGAGUUUCCUCUUUGACGAUGAGCUCGCCGCCCUGCCGACCCCCUCCCCGUCGCCUGUCUCGAAGCCGGGCCGCGUCAUCAAGGUCGGCUCGGUGGAGGUUAUCGUCGGCGGCUCGGUCGUGCCGACGUCACCGAAGUAGUGACUUCUGGAGCUCGGAUACAUUCUGAGAUCAGGUUCCACUGGUAGAGCCGUAGGGUCUGACUGCCGUACCCCUAGGUUAGCUCUUAGCGCAACGAAAACACUUGGCGAAACCGUCCCUAGACGCCUUGUACCCAAAUCGAGCAUCC
Messenger RNA from Emiliania huxleyi CCMP1516, 1469 nucleotides. RefSeq lists its product as hypothetical. The record is from RefSeq and is a predicted model, not a curated record. Gene Ontology annotation, molecular function: chloride channel activity. The coding region runs from base 5 to 1321 and encodes 438 amino acids. The transcript is spliced from 5 exons. NCBI's taxonomy places the organism in Eukaryota, Haptophyta, Isochrysidales, Noelaerhabdaceae.